AGGGCGGAGUCAGUUUUAAAGCUGCUUGUCUCGGAGGAGCUACUGUAUUGAACCCGGGGAUACUUUACCACUUCAAGUCGAGUUUCGUUGUUGUUGUUUCCCUCCCAUACGGACCUUUAUUGUGGAUUCUCACUGAACUUUACGUUCAUUCCCAUUUACUCGACACGACGGGGAGAUCCAACUCAAAUACCGGACAUUGACACCUAAACAACAUCUUCUGCCGAUUUAAACAGAGUGAAGAUCAACUCGGCAACGGCCGUUUGGAUUCAGUGUAUAAGUGGGGCUGAGGGCUCCAUACCAUUGUCAGGAUGAAAAGGUUCAGGCGACAUGGCCAGGAGUCCCAGAGAGAUAGACUCAAACAGGAACUCUUCCAGUUCAACAAGACUGUGGAGCAUGGCUUCCCUCACCAGCCCAGUGCUCUGGGCUACAGUCCUUCUCUGCAGCUGCUGGCCAUUGGUACCCGUUCAGGAGCCAUCAAAUUGUAUGGAGCCCCAGGUGUGGAGUUCAUGGGUCUACAUGAUGAGAAUGCCGCAGUCACUCAAGUGCACUUUCUCCCCCAUCAGGUUGAACUGGUGACCCUGCUAGACGACAACAGCUUGCACAUGUGGACUUUGAGAGCCCACACAGGACUUUCAGAACUUCUAGAGAUAGGACGCUUCACUCUCACUGGUCCACCUGGUGCCCCACCAAGUGUGACCAGGGUGACAGCGGUGCUGGCCCACUCUUCUGGAGAGCUGUUGCUCCUGGGAACUGAGGGGGGUCAUGUCUUUAUAGUUCAGGUGCCUGGCUUCAGAGAGCUUGAAGAGAGGAACAUAAGCCUUGCUGAAAUUACCAACAGUCAGCUGCACUUUCCGGCUACUCAGCAACUGGAGAGUCUGUGUUGGACAGAGGACAGGGGAUACAUUCUUAGUUCCCACAGCGAUGGUAGCUAUUGUCGUUGGCUGUUUGGUGAGGAAGAUGGAAAUGAGGUGGAGAAGUCAGACAUUCCUUAUGGACAUUUCCCUUGCAAAGCCAUUUCUAAAAUAAUUCAGCUGCCUACAAAGACAGGGGCGCCAUUCCUCUUCUUCAGUGGCGGCAUGCCCAGGGCAAGCUUUGGGGACAGACACUGCAUUACUGUCAUCCACAAUAAAACACACGUUGCUUUGGACUUCACUUCCAGGAUCAUUGACUUCUUUAUCAUCAAAGAUGGACAACUUCGCACUGGGGAUCCCAGCGCAUUAGUGGUCUUGGUUGAAGAGGAGUUGGGGGUGAUUGACCUCAAGUCAGAAGGAUGGCCAGUCAUUCAGACACCUUACCUGGUUCCACUACACAGUUCAGCAAUCACCUGCUCACACCAUGUCUCUGCCAUCCCUCUCAAACUGUGGGAGAGAGUUCUCGCCGCUGGAGAGCUCCAGAAGACAAAUUACUCCAAAAAGCCAUGGCCGAUAACCGGAGGGAAGAACUUGGCCCCAGAUCCUCCACAGAGAGAUCUUUUGCUCACAGGGCACGAGGAUGGAACCGUGCGGUUAUGGAAUGCCUCAGGAGUCUGUCUGUACCCCAUGUACAAAUUGAGCACAGCUGGAGUCUUCCACACAGACACUGACCCCAAUGACAACUUGCAUCAAGGUGCUGAAGGAGAUUGGCCACCUUUCAGAAAGGUUGGCUGCUUUGACCCCUACAGCGAUGAUCCAAGGCUUGGCAUCCAAAAGAUCCACCUUUGUAAAUACAGUGGUUGUCUUGCUGUGGCAGGAACAGCCGGACAGAUUCUUGUGCUCGAGCUCAAUGACGAGGCAGCAGAACAUCCUGUGGAAGCGAAAGUUGUGGAUUUGCUGCAAGGCCAAGAAGGUUUCCGUUGGAAGGGGCACACGCGUCUUGAUGUUCGAGAUGAGCCAGUCCGUUUUGAGGCAGGCUUCCAGCCCUUCACUGUUGUGCAAUGUCAGCCUCCUGCCGUGGUCACCGCUCUUUGUCUUCACUCCGAGUGGAAGCUGGUUGCUUAUGGCACCAGCCAUGGCUUUGGAUUAUUUGAUUACCAACAGAAAAUCAAUGUCUUCAUCAAAUGCACUCUCAACCCCAGUGACCAGCUGGCCAUGGAGGGUCCUCUGUCUCGGGUGAAAAGCAUUAAAAAAUCACUCCGGCAGUCCUUUAGACGAAUAAGGCACAGCAGAGUCUCACUACGGAAACAUCAAGUCAACAAUGCUGCCAAGCUCCAGGAGGCAAAUGCUCGUUUGGAGGCGGAGCUAGCCGAGAUGGAGUUAGCUCCUGUUCAAAGGAAGAUUGAGGCUCGUUCGUCAGAUGACUCUUUUACCGGUCUGGUGCGGAUACUUUACUUUGCUGACACCUUCCUCUCAGACAGUUCACAUAAUACACCUUCGCUUUGGGCGGGGACCAAUGGGGGUUGUGUAUAUGUAUUCAUACUCCGGCUUCCUUCUGUCGAGCAUCGGACAGAUGAGCCCAUCACUGCACACCCUGCAAAAGAAAUCCAGCUCAUGCAUCGGGCCCCUAUUGUUGGCCUCGUAGUAUUGGAUGGUCACGGGACUCCUCUCCCUGAGCCGCUGGAGGUCGCCCAUGACCUUGCUCGUUCGCCUGAUAUGCAGGGGUCCCAUCACCUUGUUGUUACAUCUGAGGAACAGUUUAAGGUAUUCACCCUUCCUAAAGUGAGUGCCAAGAUGAAGCUGAAGCUAACAGCUAUGGAUGGCUCCCGUGUACGGCGGGUUGCCGUGGCAUGGUUCGGCAGCAGCCAAUCAGAGGACUAUUGCGAGAGUGCCCUGGUGGUUUUGACAAAUCAAGGCGACCUUCAUGUGAUAUCCUUACCAGGGGUGAAGCUGCAGGUGCGUUUCCCCUGCAUCCGCAAAGAAGAUGUCAGCGGCAUUGCUUCAUGUGUCUUCACAAGACAUGGCCAAGGUUUCUACCUCAUCUCUCCGUCUGAGUUUGAGCGCUUCUCACUGUCCAGUCGUUUCCUCGUGGAGCCUUGCUGCCUUGUGGAGGUUCCACUUUCCUCACAUGCCUCCAUUCAAAGCAGGCCAAAGCCGGACGGAAUUUUAUCUGCCUACAGGGAAACCAGCCAAGAAGCUGAGGAUUCAGAUAUUUCUGCUAGACGUGUGAUGGAGCAUGCUUUGCUGAAUGAUGAGAAAGUGCUGCAUGAGAUUCAAAAGUCACUGGAAGGUGACCAUGUUUAGAUUGUUGACCAUCCGAUCAGC
Hippocampus comes (tiger tail seahorse) is the source of this 3176-nucleotide messenger RNA. It is a transcript of the gene llgl2, whose product is annotated as LLGL scribble cell polarity complex component 2. The record is from RefSeq and is a predicted model, not a curated record. Gene Ontology annotation, cellular component: cytoplasm; cortical actin cytoskeleton; plasma membrane. Gene Ontology annotation, biological process: regulation of establishment or maintenance of cell polarity; regulation of Notch signaling pathway; establishment of spindle orientation. The transcript is spliced from 27 exons. Lineage: Eukaryota; Metazoa; Chordata; Actinopteri; Syngnathiformes; Syngnathidae. The coding region runs from base 309 to 3155 and encodes 948 amino acids. Gene Ontology annotation, molecular function: GTPase activator activity; myosin II binding.